CCCGGCCAUUUAGACACCCUCAUCGUUGAUUAGUGCCCGAUCUUUCCACAACUCUCGUCUCGUCACUCGUUCAAUAUCAAGCUAGUCGGUGCUUUUAUUGCUCUUGUCCAUUCUUUGACUCGCCAAGUUUUCGCACUUUGCAGGGGUAAAUCUUGGGCAUCUGACAACCACUAUCAAAAUGGUUUGCCUCAAGCAAGUCGCGGCCCUAGCCGCCGCAUCCUACGCAGCAGGGGCCUACGCCAGCGCCAUCCCCGACCUCGUCGGCGGCGACGGGUCCCCUCAGCCCUCGAUCCCUGCCCUUCGUGAGCGAGGCAACGGCAUCAGCAAGCGACAGACGGCCGGCGGCUUCAUCAACACGGCCGCUAACCCCAUCACCAGCGACUGCGGCGUGGCGGCGGAGUUCAGCCUGAACACGCUCGGCCAGCUCGUCGUCGGCGAUUCAGUCAUCUCCGUGAACCCUGGGACGCCCUUCAUUCCCCUCCGGCCCAUCAGCCCGCCAGGAAGCAUCACUGUCACCUUCGCUCUCCGCAACGGCGCGCUGACCUGGUCAAACCCGGCUUUCUUCGGCGGCCAGGCUGGAUUCUGCCAGGACGCGGCGGGCCAGGUGUAUGCUACCUUUGCUGACCCGACCGUGUCGUACCCAGCGAACUGCGCUCCCGUUCAGCUCGGUCCAGUUGUUGCAUCCACUUGUGGAACCAACGGCGGCACCACCACGGCGUCCGGCAGCGUUACCACUGUCGGCAGCACCAUCGUCAGCACCGGCCCGGGCGGCAGCCUCACCACCACGGUCAGCAGCUUCACCACGACCGUCGCCCCGCCGUUUACCGUGCCGACGACGUCGGCCGUGGCCAACGGCACCCUCACGCUCCCGCCCGGCUUGUACACCGUAGCCGGCUUCGCCAACCCGGCAGGCGCCGUCUGCUCCAUCGUCUCCGAGUCUUGGAUCAUUGGGCAGACGACAUUGCUUUCCCCGCUUGCUACCGGCUCAGUCUAGUAUGGGUUCCUUGUCUAGGGCAGUUUUCGAUAAGCCGUGCAUUUGGGGAAUUCCAGAAGGCUGAGGUACCUCGAGGGAUACAAUCUUUGGGGUACGGAGUACGGAUACUUGAGUGCGUGGUAUUUGAGCAGGGGAAAUUUUGAGGUCACAUUUAGACGCAUUAACAGAAAGGUUAACCAAAAAGUCAACAUCAGUAUUACUUGGCUAGCCAUUUUGAG
This is a messenger RNA of Colletotrichum scovillei, 1212 nucleotides long. RefSeq lists its product as uncharacterized. The record is from RefSeq and is a predicted model, not a curated record. The coding region runs from base 179 to 994 and encodes 271 amino acids. NCBI's taxonomy places the organism in Eukaryota, Fungi, Ascomycota, Sordariomycetes, Glomerellales, Glomerellaceae. The transcript has 2 exons.